Messenger RNA from Rotaria sp. Silwood1, 954 nucleotides. Lineage: Eukaryota; Metazoa; Rotifera; Eurotatoria; Philodinida; Philodinidae. The record is from the annotation of a GenBank genome assembly.
AUGUUUAAUACGGCCACUUCUUGGAUUUUGAUAUUUCUUCUUAUUAUCAAUUCCAUAUCUAAUGUUCGUGGUAUUGAUUGGAAUGGAAAUAACUGGGCUUUCGGUUGCGACUUCAAUGGUAAUGAUUUAAGUAAUGUUCAAAUCCGUGGUGAAGAUUGUGGUGGCUUAUGUGAUAAAACCCCGGGCUGCAGUCACUUUACUUGGACUACAUGGAAAGAUGGUACUUGUUGGUUGAAAACAGGUUCUGUUACCCAAGAUGAUGCGAUAGCAACCAAUGAUCCAAGUAUGGUCUGUGGCAUAAUAAGUACCCAAGGUCCCAGCCCGUCUGGUACUUCAGGAAUUACAACUCGUUACUGGGACUGCUGUAAACCAAGUUGUUCUUGGUCGGGCAAAGUAUCAGGAAGCAACAGCUAUGUCAAGAGUUGCCGAAAAGAUGGCUAUUCUGUGUUUGAUCAUUCCAAUGCUGUCAGCGGAUGUGAGGGAGGUGAAGCCUUUACUUGUAACAAUCAAAAACCUUGGGCUAUCAACGAUCAACUAGCCUACGGAUUCGCUGCUGCCAGCAUACCAGGAUUGAGUGAACAAGACCGUUGCUGUGCUUGUUACAAACUCGAGUUCACUAGUGAUCCAGUUAAAGGAAAAACAAUGAUUGUUCAAGUUACCAACAGUGGUAGUGACGUGAAAGCAAAUCAAUUCGACUUACAAAUUCCUGGUGGAGGUGUCGGCAUACACAAUGGAUGUGAUGAUCAAUGGAAUGCACCAGCCAAUGGUUGGGGUCAACUAUAUGGUGGCGUUUCAUCUCGUGAUGCAUGUUUUGGUCUUCCGGCAGCUAUUCAAGCUGGAUGUUUUUUUCGAUUCGACUGGUUUAAAGGAGCUGACAAUCCUACCAUGAUUUAUUCUAAAGUGCAAUGUCCAGCGGAAUUGGUUAACAUCAGUGGAUGUUCUCGUCGUGACUAA